Molecule: messenger RNA, 693 nt
Organism: Oppiella nova
Lineage: Eukaryota; Metazoa; Arthropoda; Arachnida; Sarcoptiformes; Oppiidae
Source: the annotation of a GenBank genome assembly
AUGCCUGAUCAAACGGUUGGGAAUAAUUGUCAUCUAAGAAACCAUUCUGAUAUUAUUGACUACAAUGUUACGGGUGAUGACAAACAAAGUGUUAAUAAUCCAAUUAGAGAUGACAUAUCCAUCAGCCUAUCGGUCACAUCAUUAAGAACCGAGUCUUCGGACACUACUAAAGAGAGCAAUGAAUCGACAUUUUGUCGGAUAUGUCAUCAGAACGAGAACCCAGACAUUGGGAACUCAGAGAUGAUAUCUCCCUGCAAUUGUAUGGGAAGUAUGGCUAACGUUCAUCACCAAUGUCUGCAAAGGUGGGCAUCCGUCGCCUCCACUAGUUGUUGUGAUAUCUGUGGUUUCACUUAUAGUUCUCAUAAAACUUAUCCCACAUUUUUCAAAUAUAUGAGAGCCGUGAUUUCGAGCAGAGAGUUUACCGUAGAGUUGGUGAUCACAACACUGAUGGUGAUCUCAACACCACUCAUAAUUAUGGCCACAAUAUUGUCAUCACUCGUCAACUAUUCGGAUCAGCACUCAAUGAAAGCUCUGGUCUAUAGUCUUUGGGCCAUAACUAUAUUCUCAUGGGUUCUCUACUCCAUUAUGUUGUUGUGCACCAUCAGGUACAUUAAUAAAUCAUUUCAUGAAUGGCGAGAGAAGAAUAUAAGCAUUGAAUUGGUUUUGAAUACAAGCGAUGAUAAUGCGGUCCCA